AUGCAGUUUAAUAGUUUGUUGACAGAACGUGCAUCGCCCCCGUGCAUCGCCCGUGCAUCGCCCGUGCAUCGCCCCCGUGCAUCGCCCGUGCAUCGCCCGUGCAUCGCCCGUGCAUCAUCGCCCCGUGCAUCAUCGCCCCGUGCAUCAUCGCCCCGUGCAUCAUCGCCCCGUGCAUCGCCCCGUGCAUCAUCGCCCCGUGCAUCAUCGCCCCGUGCAUCGCCCCCGUGCAUCAUCGCCCCGUGCAUCAUCGCCCCGUGCAUCAUCGCCCCGUGCAUCAUCGCCCGUGCAUCAUCGCCCUUGCAUCAUCGCCCCGUGCAUCAUCGCCCCGUGCAUCAUCGCCCCGUGCAUCGCCCCGUGCAUCGCCCCGUGCAUCGCCCCGUGCAUCAUCGCCCCGUGCAUCAUCGCCCCGUGCAUCAUCGCCUGUGCAUCAUCGCCCCGUGCAUCAUCGCCCCGUGCAUCGCCCCGUGCAUCAUCGCCCCGUGCAUCGCCCUGUGCAUCAUCGUGCAUCAUCGCCCCGUGCAUCAUCGCCCCCGUGCAUCAUCGCCCCCGUGCAUCGCCCCGUGCAUCAUCGCCCUGUGCAUCGCCCCGUGCAUCAUCGUGCAUCAUCGCCCCGUGCAUCAUCGCCCCGUGCAUCAUCGCCCCGUGCAUCAUCACCCGUGCAUCAUCGCCCCGUGCAUCAUCGCCCCGUGCAUCAUCGCCCCGUGCAUCGCCCGUGCAUCGCCCCGGGCAUCAUCGCCCGUGCAUCAUCGCCCCGUGCAUCAUCGCCCCGUGCAUCGCCCUGUGCAUCAUCGCCCGUGCAUCAUCGCCCCGUGCAUCAUCGCCCCGUGCAUCAUCGCCCCGUGCAUCAUCGCCCCGUGCAUCAUCGCCCCGUGCAUCAUCACCCGUGCAUCAUCGCCCCGUGCAUCAUCGCCCCGUGCAUCAUCGCCCCGUGCAUCAUUGCCCCGUGCAUCGCCCGUGCAUCGCCCCGUGCAUCAUCGCCCCGUGCAUCAUCGCCCCGUGCAUCAUCGCCCGUGCAUCAUCGCCCCGUGCAUCAUCGCCCGUGCAUCAUCGCCCCGUGCAUCAUCGCCCCGUGCAUCAUCGCCCAUGCUGUUAAGAUGUGUUGAAUUGUGA
Molecule: messenger RNA, 1110 nt
Organism: Notolabrus celidotus (New Zealand spotty)
Lineage: Eukaryota; Metazoa; Chordata; Actinopteri; Labriformes; Labridae
Product: repetitive proline-rich cell wall protein-like
Exons: 1
Coding region: 1-1110 (369 amino acids)
Source: RefSeq, a predicted model, not a curated record